Molecule: messenger RNA, 720 nt
Organism: Sodiomyces alkalinus F11
Lineage: Eukaryota; Fungi; Ascomycota; Sordariomycetes; Glomerellales; Plectosphaerellaceae
Exons: 8
Coding region: 1-720 (239 amino acids)
Source: RefSeq, a predicted model, not a curated record
AUGCCGCCCCUCUGUAACCGGUCUGUUGGAUUGUUCGCUGAGGAAGUUCCUUUUUGCACGCGUCUGGAUAAAUGGAGUACGCCCUCGAAGGAGAUUCCGGAGCCUGAGCUGGCUUGUGUAAACCAAGAGCAGGCGUCAAAUAACUGGUAUGGAAAGUCUGAAACCAAAGAGGAUGGAUAUUUUAAUGGGAGGGCUGCCUUGACGCAGAAUUGGAAAAAGAAAUUGGGUAUUGCCGCUGUUGUCCCUGCUGUAUCAAGAACACGCCAGGGAGGGAGGGUGACAGGCGGGAUGGAGGGCGAUACUCAAUAUGUAUUCCACAACGAGAACAUGCAAAAAUUGUGCAUCGUGGGCUAUGGUUGGGGGACAGGGGCGAGGCAGGGAUGGCGGACGGAUAGAACUACUUCGACCUUGCAGAUCCUUGCUAGUCGCAUCGUGGCCCAUCUGCCCGCAAGCAGAUUAUCCGAACUGGUCCCUCCCGGGCAGGGGAAGGAUUACGUCGCCGCCUUCAUCGACUGGGUGGGGUUCCUACCACGCAAGAUCUCUCGGUGGCCAGAUCUAUCAGAUCAGCGCAAGACUGUCAGCUUUGGCCAUGGUCCAUGGAACCUGGAACCCCUCUCAAGCCAUCGCCACGCUCGAGGAGUUAGCCCCCGGUCCCCCAUUUUCGGCCAUUUCACCACGGUCACCGGCACCCCGGGCAGGAACACGCGGUGGCUGCUCUGA